CUGGGCACGCGUCCGCGGACGGCGGCGGCGACGGCUUCGUGACUGCGACACACGUCGUAAGUGACGGCGUCGGCAGUGGGACCCGACGCCACCGAUCUUGGACGCCGGAAAAAGAUUGCAGCACUGGCUACUUGACCAGCGAUGAUACUUUCGUGUCGUCCACGCGCCACGUCAUAUGUGUUGCGUAUCCGGAGGGCUUUAUCCGGCCGAUUACGCAGCAUGGGCGCCGACGAAGCGACGCCACUCGUCGCGAGCGAGGGCGGCUGGGGCGACCUGCGCGCCGAGGCGGCGGCCAUCGGCGGCAUGGCGUGGAAGGUGAGCCUCGCGACCUUUUGCCGGCUCUGCGUCACGACCAUCUCGACGGCCUUCCUUGGGCACCUCGGCACGAAGGAGCUCGCGGCUGGCGCGCUCGCGGGUUCGUUCAUCGGCGCGCUCCGCGUGCUCAACUGGGCGUUUGCCGUCUCCAUCUGCACCCUCUGCGGCCAAGCGUACGGCGCCAAGAACUACGAGCUCGUCGGCACGUGGUUCCAGCUCGGGCUGCUCGGGCUCACGCUGCUCUCGGUGCCCGUGAUGGUGGUGUACUUUUACGUCGGCGACAUCAUGUCGAUCGUGACGGACGACGCCGAGCUCCUCCUGCUCGCCGACACGUACGCGCGCUACUCGGCGCUCUCGGUGUGGCCCCAAGCCUUCUACGUCGCGCUGCGGCAAUACCUCCAGGCUCAAGAGAUCCUCACGCCAACAACAGUCAUCGACACGUGGAGCGUCGGCGUUGUCUUUGGCGCCAACUACGUUCUGAUCUACGGCGUCGGGUCGUUUGCCGGUCUCGGCUUCAUCGGGAGCCCGCUCGCGGCCUUUGUCGCCGCCGUCUUCCAGCCGACCGCGCUCUUCCUCUAUGCGUUCCUGUACAAGGGCUACCACAAGCGCACGUGGGGCGGCUGGUCGUGGGCGGUGCUCAACCCAGCGUACGUGGCCCGGUUCGCGUCGCUGACUGGCGCCAUGUUUCUCAACCUCGCGCUCGACGAGUGGGCAUACAACGUCGUGGCCAUGGUCGCCGGCGCGCUCGGCGGCAUCAACCUCGCGGCCAACAGCAUCGUCUUCAACAUCUGGAUGCUCGGGUACGGCGUCUUUGCGGGCUUUAGCCUUCCGAUCCAAGUGCGCAUUUCGCAUGCGCUUGGCGCCAACCAGCCGCGCAACGCAAAGCGCACGCUACUCGUGGGGUUUGUCCUCGGCGCGCUUUCGUCCAUCGUGACGGUGCUUGGUGUCGUGCUCUUUGGCCGGCCGCUGAUUGGUGUAUUCACCAGUGACGAGGCCGUCGUCGACGUUAUUCUGAGCAUCCUCCCGAUGUUUGGGCUCGCGAUGGCCUUCUCGAGCUUCCACGUCUUCUUGUCGGCGGUCAUUGAAGCCAUGUCGCUGGCUUCAACGCUGGCGGUCAUUUCGGGUGUCGGGUCCUGGUUCGUGCUCCUCCCGGCCUCGUACCUGUUUGGCCUGACGCUGCGCGGCGGCCUCGCGGGUCUCUGGUGGGGCAGUGUGCUAGGGGAAGGCGCCAAGUUUGUGCUCAUUUUGUUGGCCCUGCAGCGCCUCGACUGGCGCGUGAUUGCCGCGCAGAUUGCUGCGGCGCAAGAGAGCUCGGCGGCCGGCGACGACGACGAGACUGCACUGCACAAGGCCAUGGAGCUGGAUCUUCACAGCCCCGCGGCCGCUGCAACGCCGGCCUUUGUGUAAGCAGCGACGUACUCGGAGCAAGUGAGCGAAGGCCGUUGGUCUUAAUGCGUUCGGCAAAAUCGAUUUCAGCCAGCUCUGGUGCAGCCUUCACGUCGUGGCUUGGCGAGUGUUCUAAGCAGGCGAAGAUUGCUCGACAGGGAGGGCGGGAUCCAUUGUCAUGCUCUCAUUGGCCAUUAGAUUUCUCUUUUUAUCCAAUCAUGUGUCCCGAAAUCGAAAUCCACACACUGCC
This is a messenger RNA of Saprolegnia diclina VS20, 1951 nucleotides long. RefSeq lists its product as hypothetical. Gene Ontology annotation, biological process: transmembrane transport. Bases 142 to 1722 code for a protein of 526 amino acids. NCBI's taxonomy places the organism in Eukaryota, Oomycota, Saprolegniomycetes, Saprolegniales, Saprolegniaceae. The transcript is spliced from 5 exons. Gene Ontology annotation, molecular function: xenobiotic transmembrane transporter activity; antiporter activity. The record is from RefSeq and is a predicted model, not a curated record. Gene Ontology annotation, cellular component: membrane.